UGGAUGCAUUGCCUCACACCAAAGUCAGAACAUCUUAGAGAAUCAACAUCUCAGUCGUCUAAGCAAAAGCUUAUACACUUCAUUCAACUAUUUUCGUAACAAUGGAGGGUCGCUUCUUUCCCAACAAAGCCGCCUUGUUCAUGAUGCUUCUUACGGUAUGCAUUGCACCAACCUUGGUACAAGGACAAGGACGAGUAGGGUUCUCAAGUUCGUGUCCGCGUGCCGAGGCCAUUAUUAGGUCGACCGUUCAAGCCCAUUUCAAAUCUGAUCCCACUGUGGCUCCGGGGUUGUUGAGGAUGCACUUUCACGACUGCUUUGUCCAAGGAUGCGACGGUUCCAUCCUCAUCGAUGGGCCCAACGCUGAGAAAACGGCCGGUCCGAACCGUUUGUUGAGAGGAUAUGAAGUGAUCGACGAUGCAAAGACUCAGCUCGAAGCUGCAUGUGCCGGCGUCGUUUCAUGUGCUGAUAUUCUCGCUCUUGCAGCCCGUGAUUCCGUUUUUCUGACGAAUGGACGAAGUUGGGCCGUGCCGACGGGACGUAGAGAUGGGCGGGUCUCCUUGGCAUCAGACACUGCAAAUUUGCCAGGUUUCCGGGAUUCAGUUGAUGUGCAAAAGAAAAAGUUUGCCGACUUAGGACUGAACACCCUUGAUCUCGUUGCUCUUGUUGGAGGGCACACCAUAGGAACUGGAGCUUGCCAGUUAUUUAGCUACAGACUCUACAAUUUCACCAAUACUACAUCAAGUGGAGCCGACGCUUCCAUCGAUCCUUCCUUUGUUUCUCAACUCCGGUCUCUGUGUCCACAAAACGGUGAUGGCACGAGGCGUGUUGCCCUCGACACCGGCAGCCCUAGUCGUUUCGAUGCAUCCUUCUUUGCAAACUUGAGGAGCGGAAGGGGAGUUUUGGAGUCCGAUCAGAAGCUAUGGACCGAUGCCUCCACCAAAACCUUCGUGCAAGGCUUUCUAAGUGGCAAAGGCUCGACCCAAUUGGACUUCAACACGGAGUUUGCUAAAUCGAUGGUGAAGAUGAGUAAGAUUGGUGUGAAGACGGGGACCGAUGGUGAAAUUAGGAAAAUAUGCUCCGCCAUUAAUGCAUGAUUUAGAUCAUUAAAGAUGAUUGCACUUCGGUAUUUCAGUGUUAUCUAUUGGAGUCGGUGUAAGCUGAUUCAUGGUGCGUUCUAAUGAAAGAAGGGAACGUGUAGUACUUUAUAAUUAAAUAAAAUUGAUGGCUAUCGUCUCAAAAAUGAAAA
Molecule: messenger RNA, 1246 nt
Organism: Eucalyptus grandis
Lineage: Eukaryota; Viridiplantae; Streptophyta; Magnoliopsida; Myrtales; Myrtaceae
Product: peroxidase N1
Biological process (GO): response to oxidative stress; hydrogen peroxide catabolic process
Cellular component (GO): plasmodesma; plant-type cell wall
Molecular function (GO): peroxidase activity; heme binding
Source: RefSeq, a predicted model, not a curated record